This is a messenger RNA of Pongo pygmaeus (Bornean orangutan), 816 nucleotides long. RefSeq names its product keratin associated protein 13-1 (gene KRTAP13-1). Gene Ontology annotation, molecular function: structural molecule activity. The record is from RefSeq and is a predicted model, not a curated record. NCBI's taxonomy places the organism in Eukaryota, Metazoa, Chordata, Mammalia, Primates, Hominidae. The transcript has a single exon. Gene Ontology annotation, cellular component: keratin filament.
UAACUCAGCUGAACUCACAUCUCCCAUCAACAUGUCCUACAACUGCUGCUCUGGAAACUUCUCCUCCCGCUCUUGUGGCGGCUACCUGCACCACCCAGCCUCCUCCUGUGGCUUUUCCUACCCCAGCAAUCUGGUCUACAGCACUGACCUCUGUUCUCCCAGCACCUGCCAGCUGGGUUCCUCUCUCUAUAGGGGCUGUCAGGAGACCUGCUGGGAGCCCACCAGCUGCCAGACAUCCUAUGUGGAGUCCAGCCCCUGCUAGACCUCCUGCUACCACCGCAGAACCUCCUUGCUCUGCAGUCCCUGCCAGACAACUUACUCUGGGUCUCUAGGCUUUGGAUCCAGCAGCUGCCGCUCCAUGGGUUAUGGAUCGAGGAGCUGCUACUCAGUGGGCUGUGGGUCCAGUGGCUUCAGAUCCCUGGGUUAUGGAGGCUGUGGCUUCCCUUCCCUGGGCUAUGGAUCUGGAUUCUGCCGCCCAACCUACUUGGCUUCUAGGAGCUGCCAGUCUUCUUGCUACAGACCAACUUGUGGAUCAGGCUUCUAUUAUUGAUCAUCUUGUUAAAUUGCUAAUUUUGUUGGCUAAUGCCAUCAAUGCCUCUACUCAUAACCUUUAUUGUCUUCAUCAUGUACAGAAAGAAUUAGCCUUUUAUUCUCUAAUUAUCAAGUUUUCAGUUUGUCUUUGGCCCCAAAUACUGGCUGGCAGGCUUCAUCUGAAAAACUGUAAUUGGAGUACUAGCUCAAAAUAAAUCUUGAAGCACCCAUUAAAAGUAGAAUUUGUAUUAUUCGAUGUUCUUCCACAAUUGUAUAAAAAGUCAA